UUGUGUGUUCUCCUCAGAGAACAUGGAAACCAGCUAAUAAGAAUCACUUGGUGCUGGGACUGUGGACUGUGAAGGAGCCAUGGACACCUUUUGACCGAGAGAGAGAGGGAGAGAGAGAGGGACAGAGAGAGGGAGAGAGAGAGAGGGAGAGAGUGAGGGAGAGAGAGAGACACCCUCACAGACGGCUCAGAAUGAGAGAAGAAGAGUAGCUGACAGAAGUAGAUGAACCAAAGGAGCACAAAAGCAGACCAAAAAAACAACAAAGUUAGCUGCCAGCGCCCGUUGCCGUGGUAAUGGCGGGCUGGUUGGGGCGUGUGUCGUGGGGGGAUGCGUGGUAUGGCCUCUACUCCCGUGUCCUCCGCACCAAGCCCAUCGGGGUCAUGGGUCAGGGGUCAGAUAUCACGGAGCUCACGGAGGGGGCAGGGGCGGGGCUGGCCAAGGUCCUGACAACCGUAGACCUGGUGUCGCUAGGCGUGGGGAGCUGUGUUGGCACGGGCAUGUACGUGGUUGCUGGGUUGGUUGCCAAGGCGAUGGCUGGGCCCGGCGUCAUCCUGUCCUUUUGUAUUGCAGCGUUUGCCUCCAUCUUGUCAGGAGUGUGUUAUGCAGAGUUUGGGGUGCGUGUGCCCAAGACCACAGGCUCCGCCUACACUUACAGCUAUGUGACAGUGGGCGAGUGUGUGGCGUUUUUCAUUGGUUGGAACCUGAUCCUGGAGUACCUGAUUGGCACAGCCGCGGGGGCGUCGGCCCUCAGCAGUAUGUUUGACUCUCUGGCCAAUCACAGCAUCAGCAACUACAUGAUAACUCACCUGGGCACGCUUCGAGGACUGGGUAAAGGGGAGGAGUCCUACCCAGACCUGCUGGCCCUGCUGAUAUCCCUGGUCGUCACGGUGAUCAUAGUGCUGGGGGUACGUAACACGGUGGGCUUCAACAACGUUCUGAACGUUGUCAACAUGGUGGUCUGGGUCUUCAUCAUCAUUGCCGGACUGUUCUUCGUUUCCGCCGGCAACUGGGAAGGAGGCCGGUUCCUUCCUUACGGCUGGUCAGGGGUGAUGCAUGGAGCAGCCACUUGUUUCUACGCCUUCAUCGGCUUUGACAUCAUCGCCACGACGGGGGAGGAGGCCAAGAACCCGAACACGUCCAUCCCCUACGCCAUCACCGCCUCGCUCAUCACCUGCCUCACUGCCUACGUCUCCGUGAGUGUGAUCCUGACUCUGAUGGUCCCGUCUGAUCUGAUCGAUGGCUCCGCUCCCCUGAUGGAGAUGUUUGCGGUCCACGGCUUCCUGGCUGGUAAAUACGUGGUGGCGGUGGGCUCCAUCGCAGGACUGACCGUGUCUCUGCUGGGCUCCCUCUUCCCCAUGCCCAGAGUCAUCUACGCCAUGGCCAGAGACGGGCUGCUCUUCAGGUUCUUGGCCCACGUGUCUCCGCUCACACACACGCCGGUGGCGGCGUGUGUGGUGUCUGGUUGCCUGGCAGCAGUGAUGUCCCUGCUGGUGAGCCUGAGGGAUCUGAUAGAGAUGAUGUCCAUUGGCACCCUGCUGGCCUACACCCUGGUGAGCGUCUGCAUCCUUCUGCUACGCUACCAGCCCGACACACACAUCGACACGCACCACUUCCUGUCCCCGGAGGGCGACGACGAGGGGCCCACGGAGAAGGAAGGCGUUCUGGCCGAAAACACCGACGGAGCCACGCCCACUAACGAUGACCAGAUGCUGAUUGACGACCCCGACGGCUCCUCUUAUCACGCGGGGGGGGCGGGCGGCGAGGCCGACGGGUCAGACUUCCACAGCGGCCCGUCCUCCCUGCUGAAGAGGAUUCUGGGUAAUCACUACUACCCCCUGCGCGUGAGGCUGGGGGUCCCUGAUGCCUCGGCCCGCCCCACGCCAGCCUCGGGGCGCACUGUGACGCGCUGCACCCUCCUCCUCUUCCUCCUCUCCUUCCUCCUCUGGGCCAUCAUCAUCUUCGGCGUGGAGCGAGGGGUCGGCGCCGGCGCGGCGGUGGCAGGCCUGGUCGCGGCCGCGUUGGCCUGCGCCAUGGCGACGCUGCUGGUGAUGAUCCUGCGACAGCCGCAGAGUGGGCAGAUCCUUCCCUACAUGGCGCCGUGCGUGCCGUUUGUCCCCGUGGCGGCCAUCUUGGUGAACUCGUACCUCAUGCUCAAGUUGUCCCCCCUCACCUGGGCCAGGUUCGCUGUCUGGUGCUCUAUAGGUGUGCUGAUCUAUGGUUGCUAUGGGAUAUGGCACAGCUCUUUGGAACUCAGCGCCAAAGAGGAGGAGGCUCACGCCAGCACCUACCAGCGCUAUGACGACCACCUCGACGACAACUUCACCCCCGACGAUGACCUGUACCCCAACGACAACCAGGAAGAUGGACAGUACCAGGGCUGGUCCGCGCCCGAAGAGAGAGGUCACCAUUACCAACUUUCAAACCAGAACCAGGGAGCCGAUCAAUCCGAGAACCAAGAUGGAGACCAGUACCAGCACGAUUCAGAGUACCAGAACCAGUACGAGGAGGGCUCCGAGCAUGGGUACCAGUCAGGACCAGCAGGUCAGUACUCAUCUGGAAGGUCUGGGGGACGAGCCAAUCCUGGCUUCGAUCCACAGGAAGGGGAGUACUAACUACCUGAGACACACACCACUUCCUGUUUACUGAAUGCUCUCAUGCACACCUGGCUGUAGCUGACCUCACUAAAUGAACAACCUGAUUGUGAGUUAAUGAAGCGAAAGACUAAUACUAUUGUAUAUAUAAAAUAGUAUAAUAUAAUUUAUGCAUAGUCAUUAUAUGAUACAAUUACAGAACUCUGUCCAGAGCAUCAUAACUGGUAAUGUGCUCUCUGAAUGAGAUCAAGACCAUUUAAAACAGAUUAAACAUUUUUGGGUUUGUAGUUGACUAUGUUUUUGUGAUAUAAAUUAUGGCGAGAGAGUACAUGAAUGUAUUAUAAUAAAAAUUCUGUAUUGUCAGACAGUGU
Hypomesus transpacificus is the source of this 2962-nucleotide messenger RNA. It is a transcript of the gene slc7a14b, whose product is annotated as solute carrier family 7 member 14b. Gene Ontology annotation, molecular function: amino acid transmembrane transporter activity. Lineage: Eukaryota; Metazoa; Chordata; Actinopteri; Osmeriformes; Osmeridae. The record is from RefSeq and is a predicted model, not a curated record. The transcript is spliced from 8 exons. Gene Ontology annotation, cellular component: plasma membrane. Gene Ontology annotation, biological process: transmembrane transport; amino acid transport. Bases 294 to 2612 code for a protein of 772 amino acids.